AUGGCCAGUACAGUCGAAAAGAAUGAUCUGCACUACUGCCUUGCCGGCCUGCGAGAUGCUUCUUCACGCCUCUUAAACACUGAUUUCUCUCUUUUUGACAUUAUUGAUUUUAAGAAUAAUGCGCAUAUCGCGGAGGAGUUCGUCGAUAGACUAUUAAGCGAUGAAGCUUACCAGGAACCUUCAGAUAGUGUCAAAGUUGACGAGGUAGAAACGCAGAUGAGGUUGCCGGAAUGGUUUGACGAAAAAAAGUACAACCAAGGAAGGCGUUUCUUUUGGGAUUUUUGUUUUGGAUUUUCGAUGGUCAGCAUGUUGGGUCUCAUCGGAGUGUACGCCGUCCCCACGAUACUCGCCGUCCUAGUAGGCAGUCGCCGUUCCAACUCUCCGUACACGGCUUACAAACGAUAUUCGUCAACUUUCAUGCAUUUUGCGACUUGGUUAAAACAUGAAUUAAAACCUGGGACAGUAGCUUGGAAAUCGUUAUAUACAGUCAGAUGUCGACAUGUACAAGCUGGUCGAGCGGCUAGACUCAAAGGCAAGGGCAUGAUUUCCCAGAGAGACAUGGCUCUCACUUUAUUUAGUGGUCUUGGCUUUGCUAUUCUUAAACCUGACAAAUUUUCCAUUCACCAAAUAGAAGAAGGUGAUUGGGAAGCGUGCAUUCACUUCUGGAGAGUCAUUGGAUACAUGAUAGGACUGCAAGAUAGAUACAAUAUUUGUCAGGAAACAUACGAGGAGACGCGGCAAGUAUUGCAGAGGAUUGUAGAUAAGGUUUUCACGCCGUGUUUAGAGAACGUUCCGGAAUAUUUUGAGCACAUAAGUCAUGUGACCGUUGAUGGCUUGCAAGCCGUCAAUAGUGGGUUAGAGAAAACAUCCCUUCUGUAUUGGAUGAGGCACAUAGCUGACGUGCCCGGGUACAUUUACACGGAACAGGAACGUAUGGCUUUACAAGAUAAGUUGAGGAAGUAUCUAAAGGGAAAGUCGCCUCAAACUGGCGUAGAGUCAAGGGCACUAAUCGAGAAGAGCGCUAUAAAUGGUCUGCCCGACGUACCCUCUCGAGUCUUAUAUGUCCACGACUACAGCUCUUUCGAAACCGCGCCUGCGUACAAAGCACUUCCCUUUAUUGGAAAAUAUAAGCUGGCCGUUAUUUACCUCACGUUUGCAUUGUACUCGACAUGGAUAGGACGAGUGCUACUAAACCUUCAGUACAGAUGGACACUAUUCAUCGGUACAUAUAUUCCAUACAUAGCGAUGUGGAGAUACGGCUUUAAGAAAGCUUUCAUCGAUAUCUUUAAAGAAAGUCCGUUUGAUAACACGGCUCCCAAGCCAAAUGCAGAAUACUAUAAGCCACAACCUCCCGAACCUUGGUACAAGUCUUACCUUGCUUUGCUCUGGUAA
Nymphalis io (European peacock) is the source of this 1392-nucleotide messenger RNA. RefSeq lists its product as uncharacterized. The record is from RefSeq and is a predicted model, not a curated record. Gene Ontology annotation, molecular function: oxidoreductase activity. NCBI's taxonomy places the organism in Eukaryota, Metazoa, Arthropoda, Insecta, Lepidoptera, Nymphalidae. The transcript is spliced from 7 exons. Bases 1 to 1392 code for a protein of 463 amino acids.